This is a messenger RNA of Cyclocybe aegerita, 381 nucleotides long. The record is from the annotation of a GenBank genome assembly. NCBI's taxonomy places the organism in Eukaryota, Fungi, Basidiomycota, Agaricomycetes, Agaricales, Hemipholiotaceae.
AUGUCGUCGAUCCUCAGGCAGGCCACCAACGUCGCCCGCAACGCGUCCCGCACACGCACGUUCACGUCCUCGGCCGUGACUCGCAAGGACCUUGUCCAGGACCUUUACCUCCAGCACAUAAAAGGUUACAAGCCAGCUACCAUUGCCAAGGAUCACCAUGUUGGUUCCGUGAAGCAGUUCUCUUUGCCACCGACACCCAAGGCCCCCGCCCUUCCCACUGACCUCGCCGGUGAGCUUGCGACAUACGACGCGGCUGAGCCCACCCUUGCCGAGGCCCCUGCGUCGACGGCAAUAGCGACAGCGGAGGAUGCGACUGGCGGUGCUGAGGCCUUCCUUUCCUUCCUCGAGCAAGACGUUCCCAAGCCCGAACACCAUCACUAG